AUGCCCGUAUUCCGGGGCGAUAGUCGUCUGGACCGGCUGGUGGCAAGCAGCGCAACUGGCUGGCCACUGGUAUCCAACAUGUAUCUGGCUUGUAUCUGUAAAUUACAUGCACCUGGCUACACGACACCGCAUGUUGCCGCAGGCUGUCUCCUGAAUCUUCUACAGCGAUACCGAUGCGGUUCGGCGAGGGCCAGCUCCUGUGCCUCGGGAUGCAUGGCAGAUGAACGCCAAGCCGUCCAGCCAAUACCGGUGCCUAGCAGCAGCACCAGCCAGUGGUAUUUCCCCCAACCUUCAUCAGCGAAAUGGCUGCAGCAUCCGCUCGCAUCCAGCAGUGCGCCGCAUCAAGGCCGGCGAGUGACAGGCAAGGCUUUCGCCCCCUUUCCCACCCAUCUCACGGCCAUCCAGAGCGCUUCAUUUCACAAGCGCCGGCCUUCCCCUCUCCAAAUCCAGGCCACGGCGGUAGCCCACUUGGAUCCGGGGCGCAGCCUAUCACAGAGGGCUGCUGCUGAGGAAGCGGCCAAUCCCCUUGUUCUGUCGCAGCGACAUGAUGGGCUGACUGACGCGGCGCGUGGUGGCCAAGGUAGCACUCCGUACAGCCGCGCCGGCACCGAGAAAGCUCCAUCGUCCGACUUACCCCAAGCGAAGUGGUCGACAGAGGCGGCUGUCUGCUGA
Messenger RNA from Trichoderma atroviride IMI 206040, 672 nucleotides. RefSeq lists its product as uncharacterized. Lineage: Eukaryota; Fungi; Ascomycota; Sordariomycetes; Hypocreales; Hypocreaceae. The record is from RefSeq and is a predicted model, not a curated record.